Molecule: messenger RNA, 1566 nt
Organism: Moneuplotes crassus
Lineage: Eukaryota; Ciliophora; Spirotrichea; Euplotida; Euplotidae
Source: the annotation of a GenBank genome assembly
CCACGAUGCAGUCUAAGACAUACGACAAGUCAUAUGACUACGAAGAAGAUAAAGUUGAUGGUAUUGAUUACGAUAUCGUCAAUAUUUUUGAACUCGAAACCUUACAAGAACUUAGAAUUGAUACUGAUUUCAGGAAUGCAGUCACAGUAACGCUCCUUGAUGGAUUUGCAGAGGUAUUUGGAGCUGAGCUCCCGCCCAAUACACCUAUUUACUAUGCCAAAGGUAGCAAAUUUGCAAUUUUCACUUGGCAUCAUGCAAAAAUCCAAGUCAUAGGAAAGACAGAAGAUAGCUAUCUUAGUAAAGAAACAAGAAUGAAGGAAUACAUUGAGUUGCACUCCCAUAUCCAGGAAGAAAGAGAUAACAACAUGAGAGAAAGGAAGCCUGGCCCUAAUGUGCUGAUCUGUGGGGAGUCCAACUCUGGUAAGAGCACUCUUUGCAAGAUCUUGACUAACUAUGGUCUCAAAAUGGGCUUCAGACCAAUCUUGAUUGAUCUGGAUAUCGAAAAUAAUAUGAUUGUACCUCCUGGAUGCAUCGGAGCCUCAAGACCAAAGGUGAAUGUACCCUCUGAUGACUUAACAGAGGACACCAUAUGCUAUUUCUAUGGUUUGAGAGCAUCCAAGAUGGAUGGAAAACUCUACAAAAGACAGGUCUCUGAACUUGCUGGCUGUGUCAACAAGAAGAUACUCAACAAAGAAGAAGAAAUGAAGAAAGAACUCUUUGAUAUGGUUCAUACUAAAGAAGAUCCUUCAAAAAUGGCUCACAUGAAGUCAAUCUUUACUGAUUUUUCCACUAGUAAACUCCCUGUGGAGCUUGCUAGUGGAUGAAUCAUUAACUCAAUGGUUGUUGGAAGUGAACCUUCUGAAAGAACAGUCAGAUUCCUCGCUGAUGCUUUCAAGAUUUCUUACAUCAUUGUAAUGGAAUCCGAGAGAACAUACAUCAAACUUCGUGAGUGCUUCCAAGAAUCAAGCUCUAUAAAAAUCGUGAAACUUCCUAAAUCUCCAGGUGUGGCAAUCCUAGAUGAAGCGAACCGAAGGAAGGCUACUAAUUACUUCUUUAAAAACUAUUUUUAUGGUGAACUAAACUCUGCUAAAGCUUUGUCGCCGUCUUUUCUGAAUAACUUGGACACGUUCGAAGUGGGGCUUAAGUUGGAUGAGUAUAAGCUGUACACAUAUGAGUUGGUCAAGAUCCCUCUCUCCGCCCUUCCCCACGGAUCGAAGGAAGAGGUUAAUAAAAUUUUUGUGAAGAAGGUCGACCCAGAACAGAUGGAACUUCAGGACAGAGUCGUAGGAGUUUUAGAUCCAGUCAAUGUGGAGCUGUUAGAGAAAUAUGAAGAAGAAAUUGAGGAAGGAGAGAAUAGCAAUAAGGAAGAGUUCUAUGAUAUUUUGAUCUCAAGUGUUUGUCGAUCCUUGAUCCAUAUAUCCUACUAUGAUCCAGCCAACAAUCAGCUGAUAGCCAAUGCGACGUCUCCAGAAGGACCAAAGAGCAAGUACCUGAUAGUCAAAGAUCUAGUCUAUGAGAAGAAGCUUUAAGCAAGGUAUUAAUUUUAAUCAAAUUUCAUAACUCAAA